UUGGCUCUCUCUGCCCACCGGAUGCCGGAAGUAGCGGUUGCCUAGGCGACGGGAAGGAAAGGCGGAGGAAGACGGAGGUGGAAGGCCUUUCGGUGGGACUCUAUGGAGAAGGCCGAGGAGGCGGGCUGCCAGUCUGCGGUGACAGAGCUGCGAUGGAGGCGAUAGAAGAAGAAAACUUUGCGGUGUCCAUCUCUUCGCCUUCUGAUGCUGAAUUCGAUGCUGUUGUUGGAUAUUUGGAAGACAUCAUCAUGGAUGAUGACUUCCAGCUCAUACAAAGAAACUUCAUGGACAAAUACUACCAAGAGUUUGAUGAUACGGAGGAAAAUAAGCUAAUCUACACUCCCAUUUUUAAUGAAUAUAUCUGCCUGGUGGAAAAGUAUAUUGAAGAGAAGCUCUUGGACAGGAUUCCUGGCUUCAGCAUGUCUGCGUUCACCUUGUCCUUACAGCAGCACAAGGACGAAAUAGCCGGGGAUAUUUUUGACAUGCUUCUCACAUUCACAGACUUUCUGGCCUUUAAAGAAAUGUUUCUGGAUUACAGAGCUGAAAAGGAAGGCCGGGGCCUGGACUUGAGCGGGGGGUUGGUGGUGACGCCCCUGAGCCGGCCUCCCGUGCCCCCCGCCCCGAACAUCCUGCGGCGCUAGGCUUGGCUCCCCAGCAGAACCGACUUCCUUCCGGACUUUCCGGACCUUCCCGGUGCUUGAAAAUCAGGCAGCAAAAGAGCUGAGUCCCGGACCUUACGGUUACAAACCUGACGGCACCUUGGCACAGCUCCUUCCCUUGGGACCCCGUGUUUCCCCCAGUGUCGUGAGCAGCGUCACGUCUGCCCUGUUCGAAUGGCGGCCUCGGAGGAUCCGGACUUCUGCCGGGACACGGGUCCAACUGGAUUUUGUACACUAGUAAAUACAACUGUAUUAUGUGGGGGUUGCUGAGUUGUUUGUUUGUAAAACAAGGCAGCUGCCAAUCCCUGGCGCUUCUUCAGGGCACAGCUUCCAUGGAUACUUAAGUGGGAACUCACUUUACUGCAGAGUGUCUACGAACUCUCAGAACCAUGUCAGGCCUGGCAAAAAAAAAAACAUGCCACGUUUUGAUUUGUAUGAGUGCGACACAAAUUCACGUUUUGCACAGACAUGUUUGAGCAACCGUGAACGUGUACCCAAACCUGGCUAUGAUUCUCUUUUAAUUGGAAUGGAAUGACCUUCCCCUGAAGUUCAGACAUCUCCACGUCACUCCAGAAACACCUCACACCUUGUAGUGUCUGCACCACUUUAUCCUCUUGUCAUGGACCACAUUUUCUCAGUGGUGUGGCCUGAAAUCGGAAGCAUGGGUGGCUCACAAGCAUUCAGAAAUGAGAUUCCACUUUUCUAUAUAGCAUUACAGAACCCCUGGUUCCUUUAAUGCUAGUUGAUCUGAAGAUAAACAAUGAGAGCAGUUCCCGGCAUUGCAAACUGAAUGCAGUCUAAAACAUCCUGAGCUGAGCGCAUCCUCAAGAGGCAAAAUUCUUGUUCUUUCCCCAAAGCAAUGGCCAUUAAAGUGGGACAAUUGUGUCCCGAGUAAAUGCAGUUUAUGCAGAUUGAUGGCAUUGAACUAGAUUAUAUGGCAGUGUAGACUCAUAUAAAUCCAUUCUGCAUUAUGUGAGUCUACGCCGAUCAUUGUAAUGCAGUCCCAGAAUGCAGAUUUAACUACAUUGAACUGGGUUGUAUGGCAGUGCAGACGCAUAUAAAUCCAGUUGAAGCUGCAUUAUAGGUGUCUAAGCCAUUCAUUAUAAUGCAGUCCCAGAAUGCAGAUUUCACUACAUUGAACUGAGUUAUAUGGCAGUGUAGACUCAUAUAAAUCCAAUUCAAGAUGUAUUAUAUAUAUAUAUUUUCAUAUCAGGAGUGACUUGAGGAACUGCAAGUCGCUUCUGGUGUGGGCGAAUUGGUCGUCUGCAAGGACGUUGCCCAGAUGUUUUGAUGUUUUACCAUCCUUGUGGGAGGCUUCCCUCAUGUCCCCGCAUGGGGAACUGGAGCUGACAGAGGGAGCUCAUCCGUGCUCUCCCUCCCCAGGUUAGAGUCGAACUGGCCACCUUCAGGUCAGCAACCCAACCUUCAAGUCAGCAGUCCCGCCGGCACAAGGGUUUAACCCACUGCACCACCGGGGGCUCCAGUCUGCAUUAUAUGAGUCUGUGCUGAUCAUUAUAAUAAAGUUCCAGAAUGCAGAUGAACUGCAUUUUACAUGGCAGUGUAGACUCACAUAAAUCCCUUUUAGUCUGCAUCAUAUGAGUCUACACUGACCAAUAUAAUGCAGUUCAAACUGCAUUGUGCCGCAGUGUAAAUAAAUGGGGCCUAAAAAUGCUUCUGAGCUCCAAAGUUUCAUCAAUAUUGUAAGUAAACUUUUAUUACAGCCAAGGAACCGAGGGGUUCUAUACUUCAAACUUCAAAAAUAAUUUUAAAAACCAUUAUAAAAUCGAAUUGUUUACAAAUUUAAAAUCUAGGCUGAAGACCACAUACAAGUACUAUUGAAACCCAGCUCAACCCACAGGAUCUAAGCAUCAUCAAUAUUGAGAUUUUCAAAGGUUUAGUUUAGUUUUUUUGUUUAAAUCAUACAUUUCCUGCCCCUAUUAAGACUCGGCUAUACCCAAAAGCGCACAAUAAAAGAAAAGCCAAGGUGAUUCGUUCUGUUAGUGGAGCUUUUAAACGUUACAUCUCUCUAAACAAAGAUAAUCGGGUGCUGUUGUUGUUGGUUGUUUGCAAUGUUUGCUGCAAACAUUUUACCGUCAUGAGUGAUACGCAGCGAUCUAGAAGUCCUUGGUUUGGAAUAAAUGUUGUCAAGCGUUCUUUAAAAUUGGGAGUUUGAUGUUCGCUGUUGUUUGGGUGUUGUUCUUUCAGAGUUGUGUUUUUCGGGCUCUAGAAGCACUCUCUCCUGAUGUUUCGCCCACCUCUACGGCAGGCAUCCUCAGCCUCAGUCCCUUUCCUUUUCCCCCCCUCAGCCGCUUAAGCCUGAGGCUGAGGAUGCCUGCCGUAGAGGUGGGCGAAACGUCAGGAGAGAGUGCUGCUUCCGGAACAUAGUCAUACAGCCCGGAAAACAAACCCAUUGUUUUUCUUACACUUUGUGGCCGUCGUUCAUUCAAGACUCCUUAUGCCUAUAAAUGAAAGACUUGUCGGUGUUGACGUUGGCAAGGGCGGUUGUGUGUUUUGAGACACGGCGGAAAUUAUUUAGCAACAGUAUUUGUUUUGGUGUCGUUCGAAAUCCAAUCUUGGCCCUUCAUUAUUACUUUUUUACCUGCAGAUGAUGAAUAAAGGCUGACGUGCGUAA
This is a messenger RNA of Anolis carolinensis (green anole), 3291 nucleotides long. It is a transcript of the gene arl2bp, whose product is annotated as ADP ribosylation factor like GTPase 2 binding protein. Gene Ontology annotation, cellular component: mitochondrial intermembrane space. Gene Ontology annotation, biological process: maintenance of protein location in nucleus; positive regulation of tyrosine phosphorylation of STAT protein. The record is from RefSeq and is a predicted model, not a curated record. The transcript is spliced from 7 exons. Lineage: Eukaryota; Metazoa; Chordata; Lepidosauria; Squamata; Anolidae. The coding region runs from base 153 to 641 and encodes 162 amino acids.